Molecule: messenger RNA, 1978 nt
Organism: Erythranthe guttata (spotted monkey flower)
Lineage: Eukaryota; Viridiplantae; Streptophyta; Magnoliopsida; Lamiales; Phrymaceae
Source: RefSeq, a predicted model, not a curated record
GAUCAAUUGUAAUCUCUCCAAUCCCCAGAUUAAACCCCGUCGGUGGCAGAAGUUGCAAUGUCGAUGCCCAUCGUCGCCGCCGCCGCCGCCGCCACCGGCCGUUAUCCCUCGCCGUAUUCUGUGAAGGCGAUGGAGCUGGUGAAGAGGAGAUGGGAAAAUAACAGGCAUUCCAACAAUAUGACUACCGUAUUGGGUAAUGUGCUCCGGCUAUGCUCGCCGCCGUGGUUAUGGUGGUGGGGGAUAUACGGAGUAAAUUGGAUGUGGAUAAUUCUUCAUAGGGUGGCUAUUUCCAGAUUGUAAGCCAUUAAAUUUACUGUUUUGAUGAAUCAUAUGAAAAUGCAAUUGCCUUUCUCUAUGCAUUUUUUUUAAUUGCAGUAUGUUAAUCGCAAUUGGUAACCAUGAAUUUCUGUUUAACGAAAUUUCUGUUUAAUAAAAAUUUGAUUACUUUGGUCGAAUUAAUUGGGGAACCUCAUACCUAAUUGAACUCAUGGGAGAUUCAGUAUUGUAUCAAUUUAUAUGUUUAAGUGAUUUAUUUGUUAAUCGCAAUUGGAAACCAUGAAGAACCGCUAGUAGCUGCACUAGUCUUAUAUACUUCAUUUUUGUUUAACAAAAUUUCGAGUACUUUGGUCGAAUUAAUUGCGGAACCUCAUACCUAAUUGAACUCUUGGGAGAUUCAUAUUUCCAGUGCCUCUUUUUUUUUCGUUUCCCUGUGAAUUAUUUUAUCAAUGUAUAAGUAUAAGUGAUUAUAUGAUUUUUUCCGAAAAAAAGAAGUGAUUAUAUGAUUAAUACCUAGGAUUAACACCAAUUGUUGCUCCUUAUUUAGAACUCGUAUUCUCUAUAGGAAAUUACUCAUCCAAAUAUUUAUCUCAUCUUCUUUGUAACUUGAUGGUUCCUACUAAUUUUACUUCUCAUUGUUUGAAGGAAUAUGGAGCAUGAUCGAGAGCUAGCGAGAGAUGUAUUUUCAGUAUCAGUUAAGAGAACGCGGUGCCUGAUUGAGAAAACGAUUGAAAAACAAGAUUUACAAAGACAAUUAGGAGUUGAAAUGAUGCCGUGGAGAAGUUCAAAUGAAGAUGCAUCUUCUGCUGGAAAUAUGCAGAUGAACGAACCCAACUUAAAAAGGAAAAGAAGCGAUUCAAAUAAUUGCCAUCAAUGUCGCAGAAACGACAAAGGAAGAGUCGUGAGAUGCACAAGGUGCAAUAAAAAGGGUUACUGUAUUACAUGCAUCACAAAAUGGUGAGGAAUUGUGUUUUUUUUUUCUUUUUUCUUUCCCAUCUUUCAGCUCUAUAUUAUGGUACUAACGUCUUUUCUUAUAACAAAAAUCAUUGGUUGGAAACAUGUUUUCAAGUAAAUGAAUCAAAUGUUUCCACACUAGAAUUAUUUCCUGCACCCUCAUGCUUAUAGUUAUAAAUGUGGAAGAUAAACAAUUACAUGAUGACGUUCUUUUUUGUUCGCCAACUAUUGCAUAUUUUUUCUCUCCGUGUACUGAUAGCAUGAAAUAAUUAGUUGCUUUGUGUUUUCUGCCAUAAUAUUUGGUUAAGUUUCAUCUGCACUACAACUAUUCAGCUUCACUGUUUGAACAAUAUUGUAUGCAUAAGAUUGUAUUUAAUUCCAUCAUGUCAAUCAUAUCAGUUCUGUUUUGCUUUUGUUGCUUAUAUGUUGUGGUAUACCUUAAAUCUUUGUUUUAUCUUUCUCUUCAAUGUCAAAUUAUUUGAUGUUUUUUGAGACUGAAAUGUACUUAUAAUUUCUGAGUUGUUCUUUAGCAAACUUGAUUUUCGAUUUUACUGCCUAAACGGUAUAGUUAUUAUCUUCUCUUUGGAAGAUGGCAGUCCAUGCCCUUUCCGGUUGAGGCAUAUCUUAUACUCAUUUUUACAGAACUUUGUUUAAACAUGUUUUGAAGUAAAUGAAUCCUCAUGCUUAUAUUUUUGUUUUUUCAUCAAUGUUCUUGCAUAUAUAUUUACUAUAUCUCUGUGGUAAUUAC